AUGCAAUUUGGUUACGCUGCAGCUGACUCUAUCAAAAUAUGGACAUCAAGCAAAGGCGAUCAAAUUUUUUUAUAUGGAGAGUUAUCUUGUAACAACCAAGCAAAAAAUCUUUCUCAAUGCGUUAUCACAACGAAAGAGAAAUGUUCCCAUCAUUCAUUAUUAAAAUGUCAUAUCUGUGCCAGGCCGUUGUUAAACGACACAAAAAAAUUCCCUGACUCAUUGUUUUCCGCUUCAAAGGCAAUAAAUUUGCACAAUGCCGCCAAUGCAAGAAUAUCCAGUGGCAGAUCGUGGUGUGCUCCUACUGCUGAUGGAAAUCACUAUCUUCAAAUAAGCUUUGAAAAACUUUAUGCUAUUAACUCCGUUGCAAUUUUUGGAGACACAACAACCUUAAGUUGGGUGACAAAAUAUCACAUUAACACCACUUCUGAUUUAAUAAACUGGGAGUCAGUAUCUAAUCAGAAUUCACAAAAAGUUUUCAAAGGAAACAAAAACGCUUACAAAGACGCUGCUAUAUCAAACAUCAAAGGAGGUACAAGGACGAGAGCUUUACGACUUAUUCCAGUGACCUACAACAAUCGACCCUGCAUAAGGGUAGAACUUUACGGUGGAGAAUUGCUUCCGAGCAGCCCAACAGGUCUCAAUAUCACUUACAGCGCGUCAAGAUACGUUAUAAUAUCGUGGAUGGAUCCCCAAAACAUUGCAGUGACUCCCGGCACAGAUGAUGUAAAUCCUUUGAUAAAGUUUAGGUUCAUAUUGAGGAAGCAAAUGAAGGUCAUUUUAAACAAAACUGAGCCAUCUAACGUCGCUAAGCCUUACAUGUUGAGCAAUCUUAUUCCUAACACAAUGUACACAGUAGUUGUAACUGCUGGAAAUUCUGAAGGUUUUGGUGAUGCAGCGAGUGUUUCUUUUAAGACGAAAGAAGAUGGGAUCGGAUUGAAAAUUUUUACCUGA
Molecule: messenger RNA, 951 nt
Organism: Xenia sp. Carnegie-2017
Lineage: Eukaryota; Metazoa; Cnidaria; Anthozoa; Malacalcyonacea; Xeniidae
Product: discoidin-1 subunit B/C-like
Exons: 5
Coding region: 1-951 (316 amino acids)
Molecular function (GO): protein binding
Source: RefSeq, a predicted model, not a curated record